UCUGAAAUCUUUAACUGAGUUACGAAUACGAGAACGACUCUUGCUGUUAGUUGGUAAAUUUUUGUCAUUCAUUUUGCAUUUAGACAUGCAUGGAGGCGACACUGGCAACAACAUUAACUUCGUGGAGGGGCUAAUAGACUUUCUCGCCGGCUCGCUGGGCGGCGCUGCUCAAGUCUAUGUGUCGCAGCCAUUGGACACGGUCAAGGUGAAGCUACAAACUUUCCCGGAGAAGUACAAGGGUAUGCUCGACUGCUUUGUGAGCACAUAUCGACGGGAUGGGGUGAUGCGGGGUCUUUAUGCCGGCUCUGUGCCGGCAGUUUUUGCCAAUGUCGCUGAAAAUUCUGUGCUCUUUGCUGCAUACGGUGGCUGCCAAAAGUUUGUCUCCUAUUUGGUUGGCAAAGAAUUGGCAUCCGAUUUAACAACCACGGAGAAUGCCUGUGCCGGCUCUCUGGCCGCCUGUUUCUCCACCCUCACCCUCUGCCCCACGGAGCUGAUCAAGUGUAAGCUUCAAGCCCUGCGGGAGAUGAAACACUUUGUGGAGCCGACACAAACAGCCGAUAUACGCACACCAUGGACAUUAACGCGUUACAUCUGGCGAACCGAAGGCAUCAAGGGAUUUUAUCGUGGCUUGGGCUCAACGUUUGUACGGGAAAUGCCCGGAUACUUCUUCUUCUUUGGCAGCUACGAGGGCACACGUGAACUCCUGCGCAAAGAGGGACAGACUAAGGAGGAGAUUGGUCCAUUCCGUACUAUGGUCGCUGGCGCUGUUGGCGGCGUUUGUCUGUGGACAUCCACAUUUCCGGCGGAUGUGAUCAAGAGUCGGAUCCAGGUGAAGAACCUCAAUGAGGGCAUGUUCACCGUCGGUGCGGACAUUGUGAGACGAGAGGGCGUCUUGGCCCUCUAUCGUGGCCUAUUGCCAUCUGUGCUGCGCACAAUUCCUGCCACGGCCACAUUAUUCGUUGUCUACGAGUACACAAAGAAGGCGCUCCACGGGGCCAUGUAGCUGUGAACUGUAAACUGUCACCUCAACCUGACCGCGGGCGGUCAUCCGACACAAAAACAAAACAUAAAACAAACAUCUAAACAAAAACAAAACGAAACGAAAAACAAACAUAAAAUAAUUAGCUCAUGUUGCUAGCGCGUUAUUACACAUACUUAUGAC
Molecule: messenger RNA, 1162 nt
Organism: Drosophila innubila
Lineage: Eukaryota; Metazoa; Arthropoda; Insecta; Diptera; Drosophilidae
Product: mitochondrial ornithine transporter 1
Exons: 4
Coding region: 86-1003 (305 amino acids)
Biological process (GO): mitochondrial L-ornithine transmembrane transport
Molecular function (GO): L-ornithine transmembrane transporter activity
Source: RefSeq, a predicted model, not a curated record